AGCACUAUGUCAUUUGAAUUUAUAUAUUUUUUUUUUUUCUGCCCCUGACAAGUUUUAUGUAUGUAAUUUGUAUUUUAUUUUUUAUGGUAUUAUGAGUUGUAUGUUUGUACGCUUUUGUACUUUAAUUAAUAAAAAAAUAGCAAAGACCGCAAGUGGGGCUAUUUGGACGCAGGUCUACUCGUCUUCUUCGGAAGAACGCGGUGUACGUCCAAUCGUCGGAGUCGUGCGUGGUGACGUAGGGCUUCCCAGCAUGCAGUGCGCUAGUGAAGAUGGCGGAAGGCGGCGCGGCGGAUGUGGAGACGCAAAGAGGAGAGAUCGCGACGCUCCUGAAGACGCCGCUGCGCAGAGCUGACACCUGGUAUCUGGUGGACAGUCAUUGGUUCAAGCAGUGGAAGAAGUAUGUGGGCUUUGACAGCUGGGAUAAGUUUCAGGUGGGCGAUCAGAACGUGUAUCCCGGGCCGGUGGACAGCUCAGGCCUGCUCAAAGCCUCAGACCAUGGAGACGUGGAGGGCAUCAAAGAGCAUCUGAUCGAUGAGCUGGAUUAUGUUCUGCUGCCCACCGAUGGCUGGAAUAAGUUAGUCAGCUGGUACGGACUGGCGGAGGGACAGGAACCCAUCGCUCGACAGGUUGUGGAGCAGGGCAUGUUUGUCAAACACUGUAAGGUGGAAGUGUACCUCACAGAACUGAAGCUGUGUGAAGACGGCAACAUGGAUCACCUCAUCACCAGAAGAUUCAGCAAAGCCGACACAAUCGACUCCAUCGAGCGCGAGAUGCGGAAGUUAUUCAGUAUCCCGGACCAGAAGGAAACACGAUUAUGGAACAAAUACAUGAGCAACACGUUUGAACCGCUAAAUAAACCGGACAGCACCAUUCAGGACGCUGGACUCUAUCAGGGACAGGUUCUGGUCAUCGAGCAGAAGAAUGAAAACGGCUCGUGGCCUCGCGGCUCCUCGGCGGCGCUCAAGUCACCUGGCGCUUCCAAUCUCUCUGCUUUACCAAAGAUCUGCCCUUCAUCUCUCACAAACGAUCAUAACAGCAGCUUCAGCGGCCGCAAUAUGAAGAGCUCCAGCUACGGCCUGUCGUCCUACAGUCCGGCGUACAGCUCUUACGAGUACAGUGAUCAGAGCGGCCACGGCGAGAGAGCCGGUCUCUGUGGCCUGUCAAACCUGGGCAACACCUGCUUCAUGAACUCCGCUGUACAGUGUUUGAGUAGCAUUCCUCCGCUGACGGACUUCUUUCUGAAAGAGCGCUAUCUGGACGAGCUGAAUGAGGAGAAUCCGUUAGGCAUGAAGGGCGAGAUCGCCAAAGCCUACGCAGAACUCAUCAAACAGCUCUGGUCGGGCAAAUACAGUUACGUCACGCCCAGACCCUUCAAGACUCAGGUGGGUCGCUUCGCUCCUCAGUUUUCGGGUUAUCAGCAGCAGGACUCUCACGAGCUGUUGGCCUUUCUGCUGGACGGACUUCACGAGGAUCUCAACCGCAUCAGGAAGAAGCCUUACAUCCAAGUGAAUGACGCUGAUGGCCGCCCCGACAAGGUGGUGGCGGAGGAGGCGUGGCAGAACCACAUGAAGCGCAACGACUCCAUCAUCGUGGAUAUCUUUCACGGCCUUUUCAAGUCCACGCUGGUCUGUCCCGAGUGCUCCAAGAUCUCCGUGACCUUUGACCCCUUCUGCUAUCUGACUCUUCCUCUGCCCACGAAGAAGGAACGGACGCUCGAGGUCUAUUUGGUGCGGAUAGACCCGCUGGCCAAACCCAUGCAGUAUAAAGUGACGGUGCCUAAAGUGGGCUCUAUAUCAGAUCUGUGUGCGUCGCUCUCUGCCCUGUGUGGCGCUCCUGCUGAGAAGAUGAUUGUGACGGACAUUUACAACCACAGAUUUCAUCGAAUCUUUGCCACCAAUGAGAACCUGAGCAGCAUUAUCGAGCGGGACGACAUCUACGUGUUUGAGGUGGCCGAGGACACGGAUCAUGUGGUGAUUCCAGUUCAUCUGAGAGAAAAAUACAAGCAGUCAGGUUAUAAUCACACCAGCACGCCGCUGUUCGGCCAACCCUUCAUCCUCACUGUACCUCAAACUCUCAACGAGGACAAACUCUACAAUCUACUGCUGCUGCGGCUCUGUCGUUUCAUUCGCUCCGCCGCUGAGGAGGAGGAGGAGUCUGAGGAGACGGACUCCACCAAACAUCACUCGAUUAACGGCAACGCUACCAACGGUGUCAUGGAGGAAGGCUCGCCCAGUGAGAUGGAGACCGACGAGUCCAGUCAGGACCAGGAGCUUCCCUCUGAGAAUGAAAACAGCCAAUCAGAGGACUCGGUCGGCUGCGAUAACGACCUGGAGAACAGAGCGGUCCCUGAAAACCCCUCUAAAGGCCAGCAGCUGACCAGCCACAGAAAGCGUCUUUUCACAUUCCAGUUCAGCAACAUGGGCAAGACCGACCUGAACUUCAUCAAAGGAGAGUCGCGUCAGAUCCGAUUCCCCGAGGAUCACAUGCGCCUCAGCGAUAGAUGCUAUCUCUCUUUGGACUGGGAACCAGAAAUAAAGAGAAAAUACUUUAAUGAAGCUGCAACCGAGGACUUUGAUAAGCAUGAGAGUAUGGAUUAUAAACCUCCGAAGAAAAGCUUCUUUAAACUGAAGGACUGUAUUGAACUCUUCACCACCAAAGAGAAGCUGGGAGCAGAAGAUCCGUGGUACUGCCCCACAUGUAAGCAACACCAGCAGGCCACUAAGAAACUUGACCUGUGGUCUUUACCGCCGGUUCUCGUGGUUCAUCUCAAGCGUUUCUCCUACAGUCGCUACAUGAGAGACAAGCUGGACUCACUGGUGGAUUUCCCCCUGCGGGAUCUGGACAUGUCGGAGUUCCUUAUCAACCCCAACGCUGGGCCCUGUCGCUAUGACCUCAUCGCUGUGUCCAAUCACUACGGCGGAAUGGGAGGCGGCCACUACACGGCCUAUGCCAAGAACAAGGACGAUCACAUGACCUACAACUUUGAUGACAGCAGUGUAUCUCCAGCCAGUGAGGAGCAGAUAGUGUCCAAAGCAGCAUACGUGCUCUUUUACCAGCGACAGGACACUGUUGAAGGUACGGGCUACUUUGCGCUGGAUCGAGAGGAACCUGAGGAGAAGGUGAAAAUACUCACGGUGCAGGAGACGGCGCCUCAAAGCGAUGAAGAGGAAGAAGAUUUAAAUGACAACGAGCAAGAUCAAGAGCUCGGCCUUAACCGAGAUGUCACCAUGAACACCAAUUGAGAGGAAGAUUGGAGCACGCACCCAAAGCCUUAUGUACAGUUAACGAUGCGGUCAUUGUAAAACGUCCAGAGACGGUACUUUGGUUUGUGAUGUAGCCGGCGGAGUCGCAUGUACGAGCAUUUGGACGUGUUUUGCGUGUAUGGUUGUGUUGUUUUGCGUAGAGGAACACUGAGGAGUUGAACUGUCGAGCACUGCUGACUGCUGUUGCACAAUCACUUUCAUUUCAUUUGCAGUUCAUGAGUUCAUGUCACGCGUCGUAAUCAUCAGUUAGCGCACUAUUCAAAAGACAUCGAGAGGGCACGUAGAUACCUGUGAUACGUCGGCAGAGAGUUUGAGUAAAAGCCGCUUGUGCGGCAGCGCUGACACCAUCAGAGGAAUAAACAAAAGGCUUUAUCAUCGCACGCCCUUUUAAUUCAUGGAUGGUCAUUUUGUGCCAUGUACUGACUCUCUGCGGCCUUAACAAAACCUGACUCUUCUUUGCGGGAUUAUCAAAUUCCGGAUCCUCUCUCAUAUUCUGCCACAUGUCUGUUCAUUCUGCCUUGAAUCGUAGAGAAAGAGAGGCCAAAUGAACAUUCUGCGACCGUGCCGGCUGGCUUCUUGCCUUUGAAUGUUUGCUGGGGUCGGGUCCGGCGGUGACUGCUUUGGCUUUCUGAUUAAUAAACCUGUACAUAUGA
This is a messenger RNA of Triplophysa dalaica, 3916 nucleotides long. Its product is annotated as ubiquitin carboxyl-terminal hydrolase 15-like. Gene Ontology annotation, biological process: protein deubiquitination. Gene Ontology annotation, molecular function: cysteine-type deubiquitinase activity. The record is from RefSeq and is a predicted model, not a curated record. The coding region runs from base 270 to 3242 and encodes 990 amino acids. NCBI's taxonomy places the organism in Eukaryota, Metazoa, Chordata, Actinopteri, Cypriniformes, Nemacheilidae. The transcript has 22 exons.